CUGCUGGCUUCCGCCGUGAGAACCGAGGGGUACUGGGGAUGUAAACAAGAACAGACUAUUCAUUCCUGAUGGCUUGUAGUAUGUACUGAGAUAUGGCAUCUGAGACUGAGAAAACCCAUGCUUUACUCCAGUCUUUUAGCACUGAAUCCCUUAUCUCCAGCCUCGGUCUGGGGAUAUUUUGCCUCGUAGCUGACAGACUUCUUCAGUUUUCCACAGUUCAGCAGAAUGACUGGCUUCGCGCCUUCUCAGAUAAUGCAGUACAUUGUGUGAUUGGCAUGUGGUCGUGGGCAAUAGUCAUUGGAAUCAAGAAGAAGACUGACUUUGGAGAAAUCAUUUUAGCUGGAUUUUUAGCCUCUGUUAUUGAUGUAGACCACUUUUUUCUAGCUGGAUCCCUGUCUUUGAAGGCUGCUUUGACGCUUCCACGAAGACCUUUCCUUCACUGUUCUACUGUGAUACCCGUCGUGGUUCUGACGCUGAAAUUUACUAUGCACCUUUUCAAGCUCAAAGACUCAUGGUGCUUUCUUCCCUGGAUGUUGUUUAUAUCCUGGACUUCACACCAUAUCCGAGAUGGGAUUCGUCAUGGCUUAUGGAUAUGCCCAUUUGGAAAAACUUCUCCUUUGCCUUUCUGGCUUUAUGUAAUAAUCACAUCAUCUUUACCUCACAUCUGUUCAUUUGUCAUGUAUUUAACAGGGACCAGACAAAUGAUGUCUUCAAAACAUGGAAUUCAUAUUGACGUCUGA
Messenger RNA from Propithecus coquereli (Coquerel's sifaka), 740 nucleotides. It is a transcript of the gene TMEM267, whose product is annotated as chromosome unknown open reading frame, human C5orf28. Bases 93 to 740 code for a protein of 215 amino acids. The record is from RefSeq and is a predicted model, not a curated record. The transcript has 3 exons. NCBI's taxonomy places the organism in Eukaryota, Metazoa, Chordata, Mammalia, Primates, Indriidae.